Halichondria panicea is the source of this 1981-nucleotide messenger RNA. RefSeq lists its product as uncharacterized. The coding region runs from base 82 to 1944 and encodes 620 amino acids. The record is from RefSeq and is a predicted model, not a curated record. NCBI's taxonomy places the organism in Eukaryota, Metazoa, Porifera, Demospongiae, Suberitida, Halichondriidae. Gene Ontology annotation, biological process: vesicle-mediated transport. Gene Ontology annotation, cellular component: endocytic vesicle; cytosol. The transcript has 10 exons. Gene Ontology annotation, molecular function: small GTPase binding; guanyl-nucleotide exchange factor activity.
AAGGGGAGGGGCUGGUAAAGAUAUGAAGCAAGCUAGCUGCUCUAGCUAGCUAGCCACUGCCUAUAAGGUAGUUGUACGGCCAUGCAGCUUCGACUGGGGGUGCAUGGAGACUGGCGGAGUGUGAGAGUUGAGCUAAUGGAUGGUUGUUGGCCCGCUAUUGACGGCCGUGUGCUGUCAGAGAUGACCCCAGACCCAGCUGUCUGGUUCAAGGUGGCCUCCCUGAGGUGUGUCAGUAUCGACUGUGCUCAGAGUGUAAUCUCAUGGACCUUCCUAUCCAGUGACUCGCGACAGUGUUGUCUAAUGGCCCCCCACCAAGGGACCUCCCCUCCAUCAUGGACGGAUGACUUGGCUAGCGUGUUUGAGUUGGCAGAGGCGUUGUUUGAAGCUGGACACUCUCACACGGACAACCAUCGUAGACACAAAGUGGAACAAAGGACGUGGGGUCGCCUGCUCCAGUCCUAUGUCCUCCCUCUAGUGACCUUUAUGACCUCUGACCGUCCCUCCUUACAAGAGGCACUAUCUAGACAGGUGGAGGCUAUAUCUCAUCUAGACACCACCAUCUCUGAGACUACCACCACACUGAUGCAGGUGAAGGGACGUCUCUCAGAGCUACGUACUGUGUUGCUACCUCAAGCUGUGGAGUGGGCAGAGACUGGACAAGCCUCUCCCUCAUUCCUAGAGCACCUUAUAGCAGACAUCAAACUAGUAGAGGACAAGGCAAGGUCAAAGAUCAAGCGCUCCUGUCAGAGCCCCGUGCUGGCCACUGGGAGGAAGUCCACUACUGACAGUGAGCAACUGCUAGUGGACAUGUUGACAAUACGUUCUCAGUUGGUUGAGUGCCUGGUAUCACUGGGGGAGGGGCCAGUGGGGGGAGUCCCUGACACACAAGGCACUUACAUUCGUCUACACGAGGAGCUCGACUCACUCAGACACAUUGCAACUGCCUACUCUGACAAGAAGUUGCUUGCUCUGAGUGUGCGGGAGUGUCUCUCCCAGGCUCAGCGUGGUGUGGGGACCCUGGGGACAUGUAUGGGACAGCAUCAACAAGAGCACGGUCUCACCACAUUAGACUAUCAGACCAGCAGAGACAAGCUCAACAUUGUACUCAGCAUGCCUGAUACACCAGUGGCAAAGCUGCACUCUGAAUUCUGCUCAGAAUUCCACAGCACCUGGUUUGAUGAGUUUGUGUUAGUGAAUGUUCCCUCUGCCACCUCUUCCCCACCACCAUCUAGUGUAUGGCUGGGUAAUGGAGACACCUCUCAUCUCCUCGUGCAGACAGUCAAGAGACACUUUGACAAGAUGCUUGAGGUGAUAGCUGACCACUUCAAUAACCAUGACACAGACUUUGCUCAGAGGAUGCAGCUGGCUUAUGAGAAGGUCUUCUUUGACAGCUUCCACAAAGACUUCACUACAAUGUACACAAGCUUAGAGAGCAAGUUGUGUGAACGUCUUCAAUUCAACUCUCUGGGAGCUUCUCUGUUGACCCCUGACCCCAACACGCCCCCUUCUAUUGCUGCACUAUUCCCACCACUGAACUUUGAACUUGUCAUGCAACGCUAUCAGGAGAUCAAAGGAGACGCUACACCGUUGCCAUGGCAAUCAACAUGCUCACAGAACUAUAUGGAGUACUUUGGUGGAAUGACCUUCGACCUUGAGUGUCUAUCACACGCCCACGCACCUUUGGAGAAGCUACAACUGCUGACAUCAGCAUUCCGCAAGACUAUGACAUCACUGAGUGCUCUACAGUCGAGUGCUGUGUGCUGUGAUGACCUACUGCCAGUGUUGAUAAUGGCUCUCAUAAGAACUCACCCAACAUUACUAGUCAACAUCCAUAUCAAUACAAGAUUUUUAGACGAUUUUAUUGCCCCUUUUUUAAGUUCUGGUUGGCAUGGUUACAGUUUAACUUGUUUUUCAUCUGCUAUUAGAAUCAUUAUUGACAUUUAAUGACUGUCUCAAAAAACUAUAUUGUUCAACAAGUGAG